AUGGCGUGUCUCAAGGACUUUGCUCUGCUUUCGGUACUCUUCCUGCAGGCGUUCCCUGUCGGCGCAGCACCAGCCCCUGUCGAUGGCUAUCGCGCCUUGACGGACCAUAAUCCUCUUCACCUUGCGAAUAUCGAGCCCUGCGCCGGUCCUGAUGAUUGUGGAGAAGGUGAGGAAGGAAAUGGCGCAGAUAGCAAUGGCGAUUCUGGUGACCAUGAGAGUGGGGGUGAUAACAAAAAUGGUGGAGAUCCAAUCACCACUAUAACCGACUGCCCCGGCGUCCCAACGACCACAAUCACGAUUACCACUGAUAACCCUGACGGCACCGCAACCGCAACGAUCACGUCGACGACAACAAUCACCGAAAAGACUACGGACGGUGAAGGCACAGCCAACCGCCCGACGCAGACAGACACGAUCAUCCAGACUAUCACCGACUGCACCGCGACCACAACUGACUAUACCACUAUUACCGCGGACGCGUCCACAAUCACCACAACGGUCACCACCGCUGGCCCAACAGUAACGAGCACGACGACGACGACCGAGGGUGCCGAGACUGUUACAGAGCCGGGCGUGACGACGACGGAGACGCUCACGAUAACUGUUGACGAGACAGUCACCGAGACAACGACGUUGACGUCUCACCAGAUCGAGACAGAAACUCUCACAGAGACUGAGACGCAGACGGUUACGCUCAACCAGACCAUCACGACGACCAGCACCACGACGUCAGUUUCGACGACGAGUAUAACAACAACAGAAUCAUGCUCCGCAACCAGCACGGCCGACCCCAAUCCCGAUCCCACCCCAGAGCCAGAACCCAACCCGGGCGUCUACGGAACCUGCACAGACCCGACAAUAAACUACGUCCUCAACAGCAACGGUCAAUACAUCUAUACAACGAACAACCAGGACGACUUCCCCUUUGGCGAAUCGCCGACGAUCCAGAGUCCGGCGGCACUGAUCUGUAAUCGGCUUGAGAGCCCGUGCAAUGCGCCGCCGGAGACUGUGGCCGCUUGUCGGGCGACGAUUGACGGGGUGAGUGGGUUGGAAGGGCCAGCGGCCGCGGAUGCGUGGAAUGCGGCGUUGUUGGGGAUUGUUGGGUGAGAUUAUCACUUAAGUGGGACUAUCAGUUCUGAAAUUCGGCUAUGGAUGGAUGGGAAUACGAUAGAUUGACUGAUCGGCCUGGAAUAUCAGAG
Aspergillus calidoustus is the source of this 1199-nucleotide messenger RNA. NCBI's taxonomy places the organism in Eukaryota, Fungi, Ascomycota, Eurotiomycetes, Eurotiales, Aspergillaceae. The record is from the annotation of a GenBank genome assembly.